AUGCCCACGAACCACGCUGUAGAGAACGUCUUUGGCACGAUCGGGACAAUAUGCUGGACUGUACAGCUCAUCCCGCAAGUGUGGAAGAACUGGAGAUCAAAAUCGACAGAGGGACUGUCACCUUCCCUUGUUCUCAUUUGGGGAUUGUCGGGCAUCCCUCUCGGCGCCUACUCCGUCCUGCAGAACCUCAACGUACCGCUCAUCAUCCAGCCCCAACUGUUCGGAGUACUGUGUAUCCUAUCAUGGACCCAGUGCAUGUACUACGGAUCCCAAAAGCCUCUGGGUUGGUGUGCCGCGUUUCUUAUCGUACUCCUGACCAUCUAUGCCGUAUUGGAGCUGGGUCUCAUCUACGCCGUGCUGGAACCCUACGAGCGCGGAGAUCCGGGAGCAAAGGUAGCCGUCCAGUUCUUCGGGAUCCUCGCUUCAGUCAUGAUUGCGAGUGGCCUCCUACCUCAAUACUACGACAUCUACAAACGCCGCGAAGUUGUCGGCAUAUCUCUCAUCUUCAUGAGCGUGGAUAUCGCAGGCGGCAUAUUCAACGACCUCUCCCUUGUGUUUAAGGGGGAGUUUGACAUCAUCGCGUCCAUCACCUACACACUAGUCGUGGUCAUGGAUCUUGUCGUUGUGAUCGCUGCGCUGAUACUGAACCCCAUAGCACGCCGACGUCGCUCCGGACUUGACGCUGAAGCGCAGGCGGAGGAAGCGAGCUCGUUGUCUUCGCAAGGGGACGCUGAGAUAGCCGCACCCGCCCGUGCUGACGCUGCGUCCCAUUCGGCACCGUCAACGGAGCCUAAGGAUAGCGAGAAUGGAUCUGCCAUCGUCGAAGAGCCGCGGACUCCUCCUAUAGAAGAAGAAAAGAUCGAGGAGCGUCUGUGA
Peniophora sp. CBMAI 1063 is the source of this 876-nucleotide messenger RNA. The record is from the annotation of a GenBank genome assembly. NCBI's taxonomy places the organism in Eukaryota, Fungi, Basidiomycota, Agaricomycetes, Russulales, Peniophoraceae.